Suhomyces tanzawaensis NRRL Y-17324 is the source of this 915-nucleotide messenger RNA. RefSeq names its product putative hydrolase (gene NIT3). The transcript has a single exon. The record is from RefSeq and is a predicted model, not a curated record. Bases 1 to 915 code for a protein of 304 amino acids. Gene Ontology annotation, cellular component: mitochondrion. Gene Ontology annotation, molecular function: omega-amidase activity. NCBI's taxonomy places the organism in Eukaryota, Fungi, Ascomycota, Pichiomycetes, Serinales, Debaryomycetaceae. Gene Ontology annotation, biological process: L-glutamine metabolic process; oxaloacetate metabolic process.
AUGAGUUCUCCCGUGUUGAAAAGUCCAUUAUCCAAGAGCUUGAGGAUUGCCCUCAUCCAAUUGAAGGCUGGAGCCGACAAAGCAGCCAAUCUUGCCAAAGUAUCCAAGUAUAUCGAUGACGCUGUGGCUGGAUCAAAGACCAAGUUGGAUUUGGUGAUGUUGCCAGAGUGCUUCAACUCGCCAUAUGCUGUUGACCAGUUCCGCAACUAUGCCGAGCUCAUUCCCCAAGGUGAGACUACCAACGCAUUGGCUUCGUUGGCUCGCAAGCACAAGAUUUUCAUCGUGGGAGGCUCCAUUCCUGAAUUGGACCCUAGCCUCGAUAACAAGAUCUUCAACACCUCGUUGACGUUUUCGCCAGAGGGUGAAAUUAUCGCCAAGCACAGAAAGACUCACUUGUUUGACAUCGAUAUUCCCAACGGAAUCACCUUCAAAGAGCUGGUGACUUUGACUGGUGGUGACAAGGCCACCGUCUUUAAGUUGGGUGAGUUCGGCAAUGUCGGAUUGGGAAUCUGUUACGACAUCAGAUUUCCAGAAUUGGCCUCUAUCGCUUCCAGAAGUCCUUACAAUUCUUUUGCCAUGUUCUACCCAGGAGCAUUCAACACCACCACCGGUCCUUUGCACUGGCACCUCUUGGCCAGAUCGAGAGCCGUCGACAAUGAGCUUUUCACAGUGUUGUGCAGCCCUGCCAGAGACGUCGAAGGUGGCGGGUAUCAAGCAUACGGGCACUCUUUGGUCGCUGAUCCACUUGGAAACAUUAUCGCUGAGGCAGGCGAAGGUGAAGAAAUCUUAUACGCAGAGUUAGACAAGGACUUGUUGCCAAAGGCCAGAGAGGGGAUUCCGGUUCAUUACCAGAGAAGAUUCGAUGUUUAUGGCGAUUUUGUGGGUGAAGGUAGGGCCAAGGUUUCCGACUUGUAA